This is a messenger RNA of Astyanax mexicanus (Mexican tetra), 3020 nucleotides long. It is a transcript of the gene pik3r5, whose product is annotated as phosphoinositide-3-kinase, regulatory subunit 5. The record is from RefSeq and is a predicted model, not a curated record. The transcript is spliced from 19 exons. Lineage: Eukaryota; Metazoa; Chordata; Actinopteri; Characiformes; Acestrorhamphidae. Gene Ontology annotation, cellular component: phosphatidylinositol 3-kinase complex, class IB. Gene Ontology annotation, molecular function: 1-phosphatidylinositol-3-kinase regulator activity. The coding region runs from base 227 to 2869 and encodes 880 amino acids. Gene Ontology annotation, biological process: positive regulation of MAP kinase activity; G protein-coupled receptor signaling pathway.
AACUAUAACUAUAAAACUAUAAAACCCUAUUUUAUCAAACUCUUUGUUUUAACAGGAGAGCUGUGGUGAAUUAUGAUGUCCAGCUGUUUAAUGAUAACUUUGGUAACCUAGACAUGUAUUGUUUUUUUUUACUGGUUUCACAAACCCUGGUUUCAGUAAGUAGGUAGCUUUAUGUUUGCAUCAACUCUGAGGGUCAUUUAAAGUGGACACGUGAUGAACAUCUGUCAUGGGGUCGAAGGACGGAGAGCAGCUACAGAUGUUGGGAAGGGUGAAGAUGCAGCACACCUCGUGCACAGAGGACCGGAUCCAGCAUGCUCUGGACCGCUGUCUGGAUGGCCUACAAGCAUCCAGCACCCUUUCACAGUCCUGGAACACUGGCUGGUGUAUGAACCGCUGGAGUCUGGAAGAACUCUUAAGGAGAGAUCCUGAAAACUUCCUCAUCCUCCUCCAGCAGAUCCUCACCAAAGCCAGACAGGUGCAGGAGGAGAAUGAGUAUGAGUUGGUGGCUCCUUUGGCCAUCAUGUUUGAGUCAACACUCAUACAGACUCCACACUGCCCACUGGACAGUGAUCUGCUGGCCGAGGCGUGCGAGGUGUUCCAUGGGUUUCUGACGUGGCCUGAGCCGUACUCCAACGUGUGCUGCAGUCUUCUCAGCACUAUACAGCAGGAGCUUCGUGCACCAGGGAUUUCGUACCACAGGCUGGUGAGAGAGGAACAGGGCCUUGCUGCUGCUGUUCAGAGCAGAAGAACCAUUACUGUGAUGUUGCUGAACCCAGCGGAUGUUCCUGCAUCGUUUCUCUCGGUGUUAGAGCAGAUGAGUGGAGCUGAGGUUUCACGCAGAGACUCCAGCAUCACUCUCAUAAAACACGCCUUCCAGUCCACACUCGGCACCAAAUACCCACUCCCCUCCAUACACACAGCACUGCAGUCUCUUGGUGAAGAGGAGAUGGAACAGGCUGUUUUGUUGGUAACGGAGCUGCUGGAGUCAGCAUCAGCCAUGCCGGAUGUGAAUGAAGCUCGAUCACAUGUAGCACAAGGACUGGAGCAGCUUAAAGAAAAACUCAAUAUCCCAGGAUGCGACAGCAAGAAGAUGGAUGGGAUGUUGCAGAUUCUGAGGGUGCCUACAGCAAAAUGCUACACAAUCCGCUGGGACACUGAUAACUUUGAUGUCCUAAAUGAGCUUUUGGAAUCAGAGCCUGAGCUGGCCUCCAUUCAGGCCUCUGAGGUUCCAGCAGAGGAGGACGAAGUUGAUGAAGAUGUGGAUGAAGAGGAGGAUCUGGAAGAGAUGGAGGAAUUCGGGACUCUCAGCUACAUGGAUCCGCGAGCGUCCAUGUUCUCCACAGUGUCGUCUUUGUCCACUGCAUCCAAAGACUCAAUGUUCUCCACGUAUUCUGUGGCUUCCUCUGAGUGUUCUCCACUCUCCACGCUCUCCUCCUCCUCCCAGGCUUCUGGAACUGACAGUGAUUUCUGUGAGGAGGCAGAGGAGGACUCUCCGGUUCCUCCAACAUCUGGAAAACCCAAGAGUUCCUCUGGGUUUAAGCGCCUGUCCCGUCUGUUCAAGGCAAAAAGCAGCCACUCUCUGUGUCGCGCUAAAAGCCUGGGAAACGCUGAGGCCAAAGACAUCUUGCCUUCUGUUCGUUCAAAACGCUCCAACUCUGUCCCCCAGCAGGCCCUGUUGCGCAGCUCUGAGGUGGGGCUCACUGAGAGCCUCCUGAUGCAGCAGGCUCUGGGCUGUGUGCGCUACAGGAGAAGGCCCAUCCUUAGUAGUGCAGAGACUGAGGAACCUGGAGCUACGUUGCUUAGGGUUCUGGUGUUCGGUGCUGACCACGUGGCCGGCAGAGUGGCCCGGGCGUACAGCAGCCUGCGAAGAAAAGAGCGAGACUGCCCGAGACUCAGCAAGGCCUUCAGGCUCCGGUUCUUCUUCGUACCAGUGAGGAGAGAUCCGCCAGGAAACGGAGCAGUGACCCAGUUCUCUGCAAGUCCACUUAAAGCUUCACAGGAUGUAAAUAUGGACGUGCCAGAGCACAGCACUAACGACAUUGCAACCCUACUGGGCAUGCUGGACCCCUGGUACGAGAGAAACACACUGUGCCUGCUCGACCUGCCACUACAUAUAGUGUGCAAGCAAACAUCUAAGCCUGAGCCCGAGCUGCUGGAGGACUCAGCAGAAGACGGUUUACCAAUCCUAGCCGACCUGCUGCUUUACUACUGCAGGAACGCAACGCGACCGGCACUCGUUCAGCUCUACCAAGCAGAGCUGACACUGGCUGGUGGUGAGAUAAGGACAGAAGUGUUCGUCCACUCUCUGGAACUCGGACACACGGCAGGAACAAGAGCCAUUAAAGCUAUGGGUGCUGCGAGUAAGCGAUUUGGUAUAGAUGGAGAUCGUGAGGCAGUGCCUCUCUCUCUGGAGGUUGUUUAUAACCAGGUGGUAAUCAGUGGUAGGAAUCAGAAGACGAGGGCCGAAAAAGUCUGCACGUCAGUAAAUCUGAUCAAAGCCUGCAGGAACGCAGAGGAGCUAGACCCUAAAAUCGAGUGUCUGCAGCUGACAAUGACGGAGGUGCUGAAGAGACAGAACUCUAAAUCUAAGAAGAGCUUUAAUCAGCAACUGAGCACCACUCGGGCAAAAGUGGACAAGGUGCGUGUGUGUGGAUCAGGAAACACAACAUUCGCUGUGUGUUUGGAUCAGGACGAGAAAAAGAUUCUUCAGAGUGUGACCCGGUGUGAGGUGUCCGUGUGUUACAAACCAGACAGCUCUGCUAACUGGCCAAGGUUCAGGACUCUGACCACUCAAGUCCAGCCUCUGCAGCCCACAUUCUGCUCUCUGCUCUGCUUGCCCAUCUCAACCUUCAGUGGACCCCAACCCUGAACCCCAAACCUCAUCCCUGCACUUCCAAGCUCCCACCCUGAACUCUAAGCCCCUAAAUCUUCACUUUAAAGUGCUAACCCUGAACAUGUAGUCCUCUAUAUCUCAGUCAUGAACCACUAAACUCCAACAGUGAAACAUGAACCUUAACUCU